CCGUUUCUAAUAGCAACAGAACAGCAAAAGGAGUUGUCAUAUCUGGUGUAGGAUAAGGGAAUCUUCCUGCUGCUAUUUAUCUUUGUGAAACGGAAUUAUAAAUUAAUAUUAUGCCAGGUCGAGGACGUGGUCGCAAGGACAGUGAAAGUGACAAUGGAACCGAUAAUCAUGAUUCCCAAGUUACCUUUGAAACACACCGAGACGAAGGGGAGCAUUUUAUUCACGUCAAACAGUACAAGAGAGCCAUUGCAAGCUUUACGAAGGCCCUUGACAUGCGCAGUGGAGACCGUGUAUGUUUAGUCCGACGUUCCAACUGUUACCUUAUGCUUGGUAAUGCAGAACAGGCCCUUGCUGAUGCUAAUGAAUGCUUGGAGCAGGAUGAUGAAGGCAAAAAAGACAUAAAGGCAUUGUGCAUGAAAGCAGAAGCACUGUAUCAGAAAGGAGAUUUCGAGACAGCUCUAGUGUAUUAUCACCGUGGUAACAAGUUGAGACCAGAGCUUCAGGAAUUUCGUCUCGGCAUCCAGAAGUCUCAAGAGGCUAUCAACAACAGUAUAGGAACCCCAGAGUCUGUAAAGCUGGAGACGACAGGAGACUUGUCAUACUUCUUCAAACAGGAGGAGGAGGAGAAGCUAAAGAAGCAGAAACAGCAGCAGCAAAGUCGUGGUUACUCCAAGCCUCAACAGAAGAAAGAGGACAAGAAAGAACGCAAACGUCCACAGAGUUCUUCCAACUCUAAAACUACCAAGGAAUUGCUAGGGGAACUGUUUGCUGAUAAAGAGUACCUUGAAAAGCUUUAUGAUGGCAUGACAACAACCAAUACAUCAAACACCACAGACUUCAUCAAGGAAAAGGCUUGUGAUGGACUUGAGUACCUUGGGGUAAGGGAAGACUUUUGGAGACAGCAGAAGCCAAUGUAUGCCAGGAAGAGAGACAAACAAAAGCAAGCCCAGGUACUUAGCAGCAGUGGCAGCAAGCUGAACAGUUCAAGUAGCACCGAUCCUAUGAAGUACAUCCUCAUCAGACUGGAACAGAUAGAUGAAGCUCACGCUGAGGGGCACUACCAAGAAAGUUUGCAGAAGUCCCAGAAAACUCUGAAACGUGUGGAGGAAUGGAGUGAGAAUGAAGUAACAAAUAAGCAGGAAGUGAUUGCAAACUUGCACAGUUGCAUGGGCAAUGCUUACCUGGAAAUGGGCAAGCAUGAUGAGGCACUUAAACAUCAUGAAAUGGAUUUAGAUAUUGGGAAAGCAGAAGACUUAGACGAAGUGAAAUCCCGUGCCCUUGAUAAUAUGGGUCGUGUCUUAGCAAGGAUGGGGAAAUAUGACAAAGCUAUAGAAGUAUGGGAAGAAAAACUACCUCUGAGUAAAACUGCCUUAGAAAAGACUUGGCUGUACCAUGAAAUAGGAAGGUGUUAUCUGGAGGUAUCAAGAUACGAGGAUGCCAGAGAUUAUGGAGAGAAAUCACUUGCAGCUGCAAGGGAAGCUGACGAUGAGGGUUGGCAACUACAUGCAUGUGUCUUGGUGGCACAGUCAGAAGUGAAAUGCAAUGAGUUGCAGGCAGCAGCUGAUUCCUUUGAGCGAGCACUAGAAAUGGCAGAGGCUCAGCAGGAUUCUGCUGCUGAGCAGGCAAUUAAGAAAGCCUUAGAAGAUGUAAAUGACAAAAUAGUGAGAGGUGUGAAGGAUGAACCAGAAGAAGAUGCAGAUGAUAAACAAAGAAAAAGCAGCCAGGAAGAGAAAACAGCAGGGGCUAGUGAGGACAUUUAUGAUGAGGACUUUGAGGAGGAUGAAGGUGAAAACAAAGAUGACAACAGUCCUAAGAUAGAGGUUGAGGCUUCCAAGGAUAGCUCGGAUCCUGAUAAAGGUACAGACAAAGAUGCUGAUGCAGAUGACAGCAAGACAACAGGGACAAAGAAAUAGAUCGUUCAUACACUGCAAGGAAGUUGAAUGUCUUACCAAGUUGGCAGCUGCAUCAUAUCACCCACCUGUAGUCCACUCCUGUUUCAAACAACAUUCUGUUCAAAAAUUCACUUCAUCUUUAAACCUUAUCAUGCAACAUAUGUCAAGUGUUUAUGUUUAAAGUAGAUUAUCAAAAUGAGGAACACAUCAUCUGCCAUUUGUCAAAUAUUACUCCAGAUUUCAAUCCAGAAAGAACAUAUGUCAGAUUCAAUUGAUCCUUCUAUCAAAGUCUAUUAAGUUAGCAAAUUCUCCACCCACAUUCAAGUGAAAGGACAUGCAUGAGUUUGGCAUUGCUGUAAUAUGUUGUCUAUCAUAUCCCUUUUGGUAGACUAGAAACGUUUAUAAAUAUCCUCUUACAAGUGUGUAAGGGACUGGUCAUUUGUUGGGAUGAGUGGAUGAGAUCAUGACAAAAAUGACAGUUCUGAAUCUUUUUUCCAAAACAAACAUAUUAUUAAUGUGAACAUUGUGUAAGACUAACAGUUGGUUAUUUGUUUUCCAUAACUAUCACAAAGAAUUUACACUACGCAUUAUUUGAACAUUCAGUACUUUUUAAUAGACUGUGGCUCGGGAGUCAAGGGCAGUUGACUUUCAGGCACACUGGAGUUCCUCUAAUAAUCAUCUAUUGACUCAGUGAAGAAUCUUGGGGGGUGUUUUGACAGUUGCUUGAAAAAGUAGAAGCAGGUUAAUGCUGUAUCUAAACCCUACUACUACCAGAUUAGGAAUCUUAUCUAGGAAUGCAUAAUUAGUUCUUAAAUCCAAUAUUAAAUAUGCUUUUUACAGCAACUAUGUGCAGUCUCUUGAAUACUGUCAAAUUGCAUGUUUUGCUCCACAAGUGUCUCUCUGAAACUUGUUGGUCUGAGAAACUGAACUUUGGCAUAUAUGUUUCUGUUUAUGCUGACAUCCUAUUUUGUUCAAAUUCAUGGGAUUUUAAUGCGACAGUUGCAAAAAUUGUAAGGCUGCAAGGUGAAAUUUUCUGUUGAGUGAAUUUAUCUGUGGUGUAUCACAACAGUGUUCAACAACAGUACACACAUUCUUGCUGAUUAAAAAUCAGGAAAAUUAAAAUUGUGAUUAAUUUGUGGUAACAGUAAUACUUUUUUUUAUCAGAAACUACUUGAUAGCAACUGACGGCAACUUUUUAGAAAUGUCUGUGUUUGUUGGCACUUAAACUUUCCAAGCAUUUCAGUGCCAUGGCGGCAUUUUAUGCUUUGUAAUAGUGCUUUACUGCUAUGAUAAGCUGAUGUGUAUAUUGUUUAUGGGACUUUUAGUUCAGAUUAUGGUGUGCUGAAGACGAAGACUACACAAGGCCAUUCCGUUUUCUUUAUAACUAUUUAUUGUUUCAGACUUUACAGCUGAAAUAAAUUUGUUUCAUA
Messenger RNA from Haliotis rubra (blacklip abalone), 3322 nucleotides. Its product is annotated as outer dynein arm-docking complex subunit 4-like. Gene Ontology annotation, molecular function: protein binding. Bases 111 to 1913 code for a protein of 600 amino acids. The record is from RefSeq and is a predicted model, not a curated record. Lineage: Eukaryota; Metazoa; Mollusca; Gastropoda; Lepetellida; Haliotidae. Gene Ontology annotation, cellular component: cytoplasm. The transcript has 14 exons.